Molecule: messenger RNA, 2671 nt
Organism: Micropterus salmoides (largemouth bass)
Lineage: Eukaryota; Metazoa; Chordata; Actinopteri; Centrarchiformes; Centrarchidae
Product: rho guanine nucleotide exchange factor 7-like
Molecular function (GO): protein binding; guanyl-nucleotide exchange factor activity
Source: RefSeq, a predicted model, not a curated record
CACAGCGAACCGCACUUGACAGCUUGCCAGGUUAGAGGAGAGGGAAAAAACAUACCAUUCAAGGGAGGAAACCAGACCUGCUGAAUUUCCACCAGCCAGCCGUCGUCCGCAUCCACCCGAGAUGACAGCGUAACCGGGGCAGAAAACUGUUAAGGUACCAAAAUACAGCCGCUUUGUUGAAUAGGAUCUGUUGUGAUUGGACAUGAAUUCGGCGGAACAGACGGUUACAUGGUUGAUUACGCUCGGGGUGCUGGAAUCGCCGAAGAAGACCAUCUCGGAUCCUGAAGCAUUUCUGCAGACCUCCCUGAAAGAUGGGGUGGUCUUGUGUAGACUGCUGGAGCGGCUCAGCCCGGGGUCCACGGAGAAAAUUUACCAAGAACCGAAAAACGACGGCGAGUGUUUGAGCAACAUAAAGGAGUUUCUCAAGGGCUGCACAUCGUUUCGCGUCGAGCCAUUUGAGGCCAGUGACCUGCUGCUGGGACUGAACUUCUCAAAGGUGCUGAGCAGUCUGGUUGCUCUGAAUAAAGUGACUGCAGAUAUUGGUGUGGGCAGUGAUUCAGUGUGCGCCCGACACUCUUCAGCCCAUCGCAUCAAGUCAUUUGAGUCCCUGUCCUCUCAGGCUUCACUGGGCCGAUCUUCCAAGCUGAUGCAGAACCAGUUUCGCAGUCUGGAUAUGUCUGAAAACAGUGGACAGCAGCUGCUGGUGAGGGCACGUUUCAACUUCCAGCAGACCAACGAGGAUGAGCUCACCUUUGCCAAGGGUGACAUCAUCAGUGUGACUCGUCAGGAGGACGGCGGCUGGUGGGAGGGCAUGCUCAAUGGCAGGACUGGGUGGUUUCCUAGUAACUAUGUUCGCGAGGUCAAAGGCUCUGACAAACAAGUGUCCCCCAAGUCUGGCACUCUUAAGAGCCCACCUAAAGGCUUUGACACUUCUGCAAUCAGCAAGACGUACUAUAACUUGGUGUUGCAGAACAUUUUAGAAACGGAGACAGAAUAUUCUAAAGACCUUCAGAGCCUCUUGACGAACUACCUGCGACCUCUUCAGAGCAUCGACAAACUGAGCAGCUCAGAUGUGGCUCUGAUUUUGGGCAACCUUGAAGAGAUCAGCACCUUCCAGCAGAUGCUCGUCCAGUCGCUGGAGGAGUGCACCAAGCUUCCAGAGAGCCAGCAAAGGGUGGGAGGCUUCUUCCUCAACCUCAUGCCACAGAUGAAGGCUCUUUAUGCCGGUUACUGCUCCAACCACCCCUCUGCAGUUAAUGUGCUCACCCAGCACGGUGAAGUACUGGGGGAGUUUAUGGAGGGGAGGGGGGCAGUCAGUCCUGGGAUCCUCACCCUGACCACAGGCCUCAGUAAACCCUUCAUGAGACUCGACAAAUACCCCAACUUACUCAAAGAGCUGGAGAGGCACAUGGAGGAGAGCCAUCCUGACCGGCCAGACAUUCUGAAGUGCAUGGCGUCUUUCAAAAAUCUAUCUGCUCAGUGUCAGGAGGUGCGGAAGCGUAAGGAGCUGGAGCUGCAGAUUCUCACCGAGUCCAUCCGGUUGUGGGAGGGGGAUGACAUUAAGACCCUGGGCUCUGUGCUCUACAUGAGCCAGGUCUUAGUUCAAAGUCCUGGCUCCGAGGAGAAGAGUGAGCGUUACCUCAUGCUCUUCCCUCACAUCCUCCUCAUGCUGUCUGCCAGCCCCAGGAUGAGUGGCUUCAUAUUCCAGGGAAAAUUGCCCCUGGCCAGCAUGACAGUGACCAAACUAGAAGACUGUGAAGCCCAUAAAAACGCCUUUGAACUCAAUGGCACCAUGUUUGACCGUCUCCAGGUAGUGUGCACCAACCAGCAGGACCUGCAGGACUGGGUGGAACACCUGACCAGACAGAUUAAGCACACUGCAGCCACAGCACCCAGCCACAAACCACUCACUGUUCCCUGCCACACGCUACCAUCUCACCCUCUCACCCCAUCCCGGCAUGCUGAUGGGAGGGCCAUGACAGUGGCUCCCACCUACCACACCCUGCCUCACCCAUCUUCCCAUGGAACGUCUCACAGCACCCUGAUGUGGGGUCCACUGGAACCACCCAACACCCCCAAACCCUGGAGUCUGAGCUGUCUGCGGCCUGCACCCCCUUUACGGCCCUCUGCAGCUCUCUGCUACAAGGAGGAUCUUAGUAAAAGUCCUAAGAGUGUGAAGAAACUCCUUCCCAAGCGCAAGCCGGAGAGGAAACAGUCUGAGGAGGAAUUUGCCUUGAGGAAAAGUACAGCUGCUCUGGAGGAAGAUGCCCAAAUCCUGAAAGUUAUUGAGGCAUACUGCACCAGUGCCAAAACCAGGCAGACUCUUAACUCCAGGCCGCGAAGGGAAACCGGGCCGCAUGUGAUCAUCCCUGGUGAGAAGAAAGUCCCGUUGGAGGAUCCCAGUCGCAAUGGACAAAGUGCAGUGGAAGAAAAGAGCGUGGUGGAUGUGGUGUACGCCCUGAGGGACGAGGUCCAAGAGCUGAAACAGGACAACAAGAAGGUCAAGAAGUCAUUGGAGGAGGAGCAGAGAGCACGGAAGGAUCUGGAAAAGGUCGUGAGGAGGGUGUUGAAGAGCAUGAACGACCCAACAUGGGAUGAGACAAACCUUUGAGGAUCUCCAUCUGAAGCUUUGAAAAGAGAAAAGAAAGUGUCACACACGUUAUUUAAAGAU